Penicilliopsis zonata CBS 506.65 is the source of this 1698-nucleotide messenger RNA. RefSeq lists its product as hypothetical. Gene Ontology annotation, biological process: retrograde vesicle-mediated transport, Golgi to endoplasmic reticulum; Golgi to plasma membrane protein transport; Golgi vesicle budding. Bases 114 to 1631 code for a protein of 505 amino acids. The record is from RefSeq and is a predicted model, not a curated record. The transcript is spliced from 4 exons. Gene Ontology annotation, cellular component: cytosol; trans-Golgi network; Golgi cisterna. Lineage: Eukaryota; Fungi; Ascomycota; Eurotiomycetes; Eurotiales; Aspergillaceae. Gene Ontology annotation, molecular function: phosphatidylinositol-4-phosphate binding.
CCCCCCCCCCCCCCCCCCCCCCCCCCCCCCCCCCCCCCCCAUUCCACCCACGCACUUUCUUCUAGAAUUCCACAGGAUCUGCAUUCAGGAGAGAGCGAUAGCGAAGCAUCCUGAUGGACUCAUCCGGGGGUUUGACUCGUCGGAGAGGUGGUAACCGCGCCACCGGGGCCGCCGACGACCACGACGACAACAGUCGAGUCUCCUCCCCCGCGCCCAGGAACGGCGACAGUCGCACGCCAGAGACCUCUUUCACGGCCGGAGAGAAUGGACACAAGAUUGCGUUCGACCCGCGCGACAUCAGCGAGAACCAGGAGCGGAAUAAGCAGCCCAAGUUGACUCUGAUGGAGGAGGUGCUGCUACUGGGGCUGAAAGAUAAGCAGGGCUACCUUUCCUUCUGGAACGAGAAUAUCUCCUACGCUCUGCGCGGCUGCAUUGUGAUCGAAUUGGCUCUCCGUGGCCGGAUAAGCAUGCAAAAGGACUCUUCACGCCGGCGGUUUCCGCUCGCGGAUCGCAUCAUCGAGGUUAUCGACGACACAUUGACAGGGGAGGUCUUGCUGGACGAGGCGCUGAAGAUGAUGAAGUCGAGCGAGAAGAUGAGUGUCAGCUCGUGGAUUGAUCUGCUGAGCGGGGAAACGUGGAACUUGAUGAAGAUCGGCUAUCAACUGAAGCAAGUCCGGGAACGUCUGGCCAAGGGUCUCGUCGACAAGGGUAUCCUCCGCACCGAGAAGCGUAACUUCCUCCUCUUCGAUAUGGCAACGCACCCUGUUGCGGACGGCGGUGCCAAGGAUGAUCUACACAAGCGGGUGCGCACAAUGUGCAGUAACCGCACAGUGGUCAUCCCGGCGAACCAGUGGCUCCCCGAGGACGUCGAGUUCAGAUAUCUCCGGACGGUGACCAUGGUCUGCGCGGCCUAUGCGGCCAAUGUGCUGGAGAACGCUUUAGUCACCAUGAGCCACGAGUCGCGGGAGCGUGCCUUUGCUCAGGUGGAUGAGCUGUUGGCAGAGUACUCUCAAUGGCCGUUUGGUCGACGAGCCGGUGGCGGACAGGCUAUCGGGGCUAACCUGGCCCAAGCCAUUAAUGACGAAAUCAACCGGGCCCAGGAUAAGGAACUCCAACUUGAGAAGAUCGAGAUCUCCCUGAGCGCAGGGCACCCGAACCUCGCCUCGCUGACACGCGGGCUCAACAAGUUCUUCACGAAAACCUCCAGCCGAGAAGCCCAGCAAGCCUGGCUUGUGCGCUGGACCGACCUGCUCGUCACGCUAAGCUGGCACCGCGAAGAGGAGAUCGAGCUGCAGACGAUCAUCGACGACCUGCAUGCUUGGGAUCCCCGGCUGGGAGAUCAUACGUCGCGACUUGAGAGCUUGCUACAACGGACAUGGGAGGAUCGCCGUGCGUACCGAGCUGUCGUGGGGGAGUGUCCCUCUGGUGCCUGGAUCAGGGAACACUUCCAGCAUUGUCAUCCGCGGGAUCGGAGAUGCAGGUUGAAGACCAGGGCGAAGGACGCAGGUCUGCGCGGGUGUACGCUGCGCGGGGGGUGUUGCGGAUGGGAGUGUCAGUGCUGUCGUGACGAUGAGGAAGAGCUCAACGAGAAGGAAAUGAUGAUGAUGGAGGUGGAAGACACUUACUGGUAACCUUUUUCCAGGGUUAUUGUUACCAGGAAGAAGACUACCUAGAAAGAAGUUUAAACCAAUAUACUAU